AACAACUAUAUCCGGUCAUAAAUUUUCGUAGCUGCACGGCAGCAUAUCACCUUACCUAUCACAUCGCGCAUGAGAUACAUCCGGACAAUGCAUUUUCUUUUUACGGCCGGUGUCUGACCUAAAUUUAAAUGUCCAACAUUUCCUUAAUUAUCAUCGUUUACUGCGUAUAUAAGAACUGGUGGUAAACGAGUGUAAAAAUUAAUUGGCAUUAAAUCAUCAAACACUGCGUAGAAAACAAAGUAAAGCUCUAUACUAAUUGACUUUAUUGUCUACUAAAAAUGUUAUCGAUACUCUGCAUCUUAAGUAUUAUUGCAAUACAUGAAUUGUCAGCCGACGAGUCAGUUCAACAAAUCCCAAAAAUCGUGGGCGGUAAACCUGCCGAUGAAGGUCAAUUUCCUUAUCAAGCAUCUCUUCGUUAUAAAAAUCAUCACUUCUGUGGAGGUUGCGUGAUAAAUAAAAGAUGGAUCGUCACAGCUUCUCAUUGCUUGUCCGGUCUUAAUGACGAGAUUAUCACGGUUGUAUUGGGCACAAACACUUUAGACAAAGGCGGUGAUCAGUACUUCUCGAUCAAAAAACGGAUACAUCCUUACUAUAAUUCCAUUCUCAUCAGGCAUGACAUCGGAUUAAUUAAAGUGAACAAAGAUAUCGUUUUUGGAGACAAAGUGAAACCGAUUGCUCUGCCCACCAAAAACUUUGACAAAUCCGAUUAUCCGGCCAUAUUGUCGGGCUGGGGCACUACUAAUUAUCCGGGAGAAACGCCGAACAAUUUACAGCAUAUCCAGCUCAGGGUCAUCAAUCAAAAGCAGUGCGUAACUAGCAGCUUUCGCAUAACCAACAAUAAUAUCUGCACACUCAACAAACAGGGCGAAGGCGCCUGUCACGGUGAUUCUGGCGGUCCUCUGGUAGCCGAUAACGAGCUGAUAGGCGUAGUGUCCUGGGGAACACCUUGCGCUAAGGGACUUCCAGAUGUAUUCACGCGAAUCUAUUCCUAUCGGACUUGGAUCGACAAAUGUAUCCAAGAGAAUAAAUCCGAAUAAAUGGAUUGCGAACAUUUUUAUAACAAUUACAAUUUUGCACAUAGCAAUGAUAAAUAUAUUCUCUAUCAAGAAUUAAUCCUCAUUCUGAUAGACAAUAAAAGAUUAGAUAGUUGUCAAAUAAACGAGUUAAUGGUAUAAUUUCAUUUCA
This is a messenger RNA of Mycetomoellerius zeteki, 1185 nucleotides long. Its product is annotated as chymotrypsin-2. The record is from RefSeq and is a predicted model, not a curated record. NCBI's taxonomy places the organism in Eukaryota, Metazoa, Arthropoda, Insecta, Hymenoptera, Formicidae. The transcript has 5 exons. Gene Ontology annotation, molecular function: serine-type endopeptidase activity. Gene Ontology annotation, biological process: proteolysis. Bases 279 to 1037 code for a protein of 252 amino acids.